AUGUUUGUUGGACCUAGUUUGGUUGGUAACUUGGGCCGGUCUAGUUGGAAAACGAUUAAAGAAUCCCCCUAUUUUUUGCUACAAAAAGGUCCACAACAACAAAAUAAUAAUCCAAAACGAAGUAACUCAUCAGGAUAUCGAAUAAUUACAAAAGGUUUUCCACAUUAUCGAGUCGCUGACAAUAACGACUUUAAUCAAAUUAUAGAAGCGUUUGAUUUAUUACAUCAAGAAGUUUUAUCUGGUGUAGAGGAAGACGUUGAUGAAUACGCCUCAGAUACUUCGAUUUCAGCUGAUGGAAAUUCUUCUGGAGAAAUGGAUGAUCAUGACAAUGACCCUUAUCCUUUAAUUUCGACCACAAACAACAUAAGUAGUAAUUCCUCUUCUUCCUCCUCUUCUACAAAAUCUAAUAACACCAUAAUCAAUGAGAAAGCAAAUGCCUUACCUUCUAUGGAUCAAGAAUCUCUUAGUCAAUCUCCUGAACGAUCUGAGUUUCCUGCAAAUCAUUCCGAUUAUCCCGAUUCUGAUAGUUCUGAUGGUGAAGCUGCCAUCGAUGAAAAUGUUGAUGCUGAAAAUGUCGACCAUACUGGUGUUAAUCAUGUAGAUGAAUGGUUGUCUUUAGGAAGUUCUUUAAUGGAUUCGUUAAUGGGUUGGUUAGAAGUUCCUCCAGUUGAAGGGGUCAUUUCAGUUCAAAAACAACAUAAUGUUGCUACUUAUGCUUCAAACAAUAAAAAUCAGACAAUAUUGGAUAUUCCAUUACAAUUCAUAGAUUUAUUAACUUAUCCUGAAAUUGAUUCAAAAGCUUCAAAAAAAGCUUCUUUUGCAGCUGUCAGGCAAAGAAUUGGCUGGGCAAAACAAUGGGCUGGCUCUCUUUUUCACGCUACUGCUAUACAGAGUGGUAGUUUAAGUGACACAACCCAUUGUGGUUCCGUAGUCGCAAAAACUUCAAAAAGAGGUGUCUUUUUUCGUAAAAGUGCCCAGAUAGCUUCCUCUUCUCAUACAAAAGAUGGCUGCUUAGAGCGUUUGAAUGGAAAUGUGACUCAUGCUGAAUCAAUUUCAUUUAAUGGUUUGCAAUUCGAUUCUACAAAAUCUUCUUUACCAUCUUCAACAAAUACAUCUUCAAUUAUAUCCACUGGCAGCGCAGCAACGCAGACUUCCAUAAGUAGCCAUGCCAUAAAAAUCAUCCAGCCAAUAAGCUAG
Cetraspora pellucida is the source of this 1197-nucleotide messenger RNA. NCBI's taxonomy places the organism in Eukaryota, Fungi, Glomeromycota, Glomeromycetes, Diversisporales, Gigasporaceae. The record is from the annotation of a GenBank genome assembly.